GCACGCACACAAACGAAUCGCACACAGUGACAGACAUAAGGGAAUAGCGGCAUCGGCAUCGGCAUUGGCGCUGUGCUUUAUACGCGACGCGAUUUUGUGGCGUGCAGACGUCUUGUCGGUGAAAAGUAAAUGAAAAUUGAAGUCGGAAAAGCGCAUACAACAAUCUAAUUGGAAAUUGAACCGAUGUCCUUUCUCGUAGGACAUUAACUGCACAUGGCAUGACUCAUGCAACGCAGCCCAUACAAAUAAACAGCAACAAUGAAAAAUAAUCAAAAGUAUGCAAAAUUGCCCCAAGAUUUGGAUCUGAGCUUUCAAAGUGAUUUAGAUUUGCUGCCGGACACAGCGGCCGAUAUCGAUGUCGAUGAGUUUAAUUUGAGUGGCACGCCACCUGCUGGUUUAGUACUAAACGACGACGACGACGACGUCGACGCCGGCGCUGACGACGACGACGAAGACGACGAAAUUGUUAUUGCAGCGCAGGUAUUGGGUGGCGGCGGCAGCGGCGGCGGCGACGGCAACGGUGGCGGCAGCGGCGGCGGACUGCGUCUGGCCACACGUAAGCAGCGCAAACAGCGCAAGCAACAGCAAGUGGAGCAGCGGCUGUACAACAACAAGAACAAGAUCUGCGGACUCGGCAGUGAUAGUGUUAUCGAGGUAAGUCCACAACAAUUAUCGAUAAUCGUAAUCAGCGAGUUUUGAUCAGCGAUCAACUUU
This is a messenger RNA of Drosophila navojoa, 714 nucleotides long. It is a transcript of the gene SPoCk, whose product is annotated as secretory pathway calcium atpase. NCBI's taxonomy places the organism in Eukaryota, Metazoa, Arthropoda, Insecta, Diptera, Drosophilidae. The record is from RefSeq and is a predicted model, not a curated record. Gene Ontology annotation, biological process: calcium ion transport. Gene Ontology annotation, molecular function: ATP hydrolysis activity; P-type calcium transporter activity; ATP binding. Gene Ontology annotation, cellular component: membrane.